AUGCCCCCACCCUGCCCUUUGCAGCUGGCCCUUCCUCUCUCCUCUUCUCACGAGCUUCCGGUCCAAGCCUCCAGCGUGAGCUCCCCCGCUGCCCCGGCCCUCCCCUUCAUUCCUCAGCACCCACUAUGGACCUGCCCGGCCCCCGUCCCUCCCCUGUGGGUGAGAGGAAUGGUGCUGCCUGUGCUGACCCAGCUCUGGUCUCCUGCUUUUCGGGAAGAAAGAAAAGGGUCCCGCGGCAUCAGGCGUCCCGAGUUCCGAGCCCUUUUUGGUCCUAACACAGUGCAGGAGCAGGGAGCCAAAACCCAGGCAGUGGUGACCCAGGAGCCUUCUCUGACUGUGAUCCCAGGAGGAAACAUCACCAUGACCUGCAGCUCCAGCACAGGGGCCAUCACCACUGGGAACUACCCAACCUUGUUCCAGCAGAAACCUGGCCGGUCUCCCAAGAGACUCAUCUAUAAUAGCCAUGUUGAUUCAGGAGUCCCUGCCCUGUUCUCAGGGUCUCUCCUUGGGGACAAAGCUGCCCUCACCAUCAAGAGGGCCCAGCCUGGGGAUGAGGCUAUCACUGUUCCUUGUAAUUAUAGUGGUUCUAGACACAGUGGUGACAUGGGCACUGUACCCCAGAAACCCAGGCCAACUAAAACUAAGGAAUCUUUAUGUCCCCAGGCAGACCCCAGUACAAUCACCCCACCUCAUGCCUGAGUGACUAACUGUUGUAAAGAAUGUAUAAAAUCCCCAGAACCGAUGUCAUCGGCGGGAACAGCCUUUCCUUUCAUGCUGUCCUCCCAGGGAACUGCUCCCCAUCUUGCUGUUCUACCUUGCUAUCCUCCUGGCCACUUUCAACAUUCUUUAUAAAUUAAUAAAUCUCUUUUGUU
Molecule: messenger RNA, 872 nt
Organism: Monodelphis domestica (gray short-tailed opossum)
Lineage: Eukaryota; Metazoa; Chordata; Mammalia; Didelphimorphia; Didelphidae
Source: RefSeq, a predicted model, not a curated record